This is a messenger RNA of Cuscuta europaea, 2589 nucleotides long. NCBI's taxonomy places the organism in Eukaryota, Viridiplantae, Streptophyta, Magnoliopsida, Solanales, Convolvulaceae. The record is from the annotation of a GenBank genome assembly.
UCCUCACCCCCCACACCUCAUCCACUCGACCCAGACCUCAAUCAUAGGGAGAGAAGCUCUGCUAAAACUCCAUUUUUCAUCCACCAUUUUCGCACAAAGCAAGGGGAGGAAGAAGGAAGGGAAUAGAGAAGAGAAAAGUUGGUUUUGGAGAGGAAAACUUGUGUUUAGCAAGGAACUUCCACGGAGUUGAAAAGGUCGCCGGAGUUGUCGCCGGAGUUCGUUGAAGUUCGCCGGAGUUUCGUCGGAGCUAAAUCGGGAAGGCUAGAACUUCAUAAGCUUCAUUAAGGUUGAGGCUAGAGUCCUACUACCUGCACCUUUGCCUAGGGUGACUGAUCGAGAAGGAAGACGUGAAAUGGAGGGUGGACGCAGGAUAACUAGGAGGAACCCGACAGGGCAUGUGCCGGGGGCCACCGGGCAUGCCACUCGGGCAGAAUCACGGACCUCUAGGGGUAGAGGCCGGGGCCAAAGCCGAGGAGGAGGCCGAGGCAGGGGUCGUGGGCGUUCUACCACGCCGACGACAAGUAGCACACGCGUCGGUUCCGUGCACCCGUCAUGGGCCACCGAACCGGACGACUUCACCUAUGCUCCAAGCACGGAGCAAGAGGAGACCCCGUACAACAGGGAUGACUUUGAGGAAGAAGAUGAGGAUGAUGAUCCACAUUAUGACCGUAUGAGUGAGGUACUAGAGUGGUACCUCGAGAAUAAAGCAAAGAGAGAGCAGCGGCGCCAAGCUAGGCAGGCUAGGCAAACCAUGGGGCAGGGAAGCCGAGGUGCUUCUAGUGCUCCAUCCGGAGCAUUUGCGGGAGACACGAUGGUGCGUAUCUCCAAGUAUCUCAAGGAGGCCAGGGCCUUGGGGUGCAAAUCAUUUGAUGGCAAGGGCGACAUAUCCGAGGCCGCCGACUGGAUUAAGAAGCUGAAUGAUGCUUCUAGGGAUAUGCAAAUUGGACUCGACGUGAAGUUGAGGGUUGCCACCAGGCUACUGGAAGGGGUAGCUGCUGUAUGGUGGGAAGGCGUGGAAGGAAAGUUUCACGGUGAGGCCACUUGGGAGAAGUUCGAAGUGGAAUUCUAUAAUCAGUACUACUCAACUUUUGAAGUCAAUCUCAAAAGAAGGGAGUACACAAACCUGAAACAGGAGGAUGGUUGCUCGGUGAGGCAAUUGGAACAAAGGUUCCGUGACUUGGCCCGAUUCAUCCCAGAAUACUCUCUGGAUGAAAAUCGAAUGGCCAAUCAUUUUUGGGAUGCUCUACAGUUGGACAUCCGUGACCGGGCUACUUACCAUCACAACAUGACAUUUAGCCAGAUUGUCGAUCAGGGGCUCCUUGGGGAAGCCCAAUGGAACGAGAGGAAGUUGAGGGACGUCGCGGAGGCGAAGAAGAGAAGAUGGGGAAACUCGGGACCCCAAGACCACACCCGGAAGCAUCACGCUGGGGGUGGCAAUUCAUUCAGGGCGCCGGCGCCACCGGCGAAAAGGAACAAAGGUUCAGGAGGGCAAGGGCCCAAACCGGGGGGUGUGGGACCACCCAGGUGCGCAAACUGCGGUAAGAACCACGGGGGAAGGUGCAAUGAACCACCCCGGUGCUUCAAAUGCGGUAGCACGAGCCACCUCAAAUCCUCUUGUCCAAUGCUGAACGGGGGAGGACCAUCGGGAGCCAUGGGAGGACCUACGACUAGUAGGGGACGUGCGGGGCCGUCUCAGGCCGGCACGGGAAGGAGCGGACCCACGGCUAGCAACGCCGCGUCCGUUAACCAAGGGAGGAUCCAAGCACGGGUGUAUGCAAUGACCGAGGCUGAUGCUCGGGCCAACCCGGACUCCAUUGCAGGUUGAGGCUAGAGUCCUACUACCUGCACCUUUGCCUAGGGUGACUGAUCGAGAAGGAAGACGUGGUUCGUGCUUCCAUUCUUAUUUCAAAUGUAUAAACCGCUCAUGGAUUUUUGAACAAUAUUUUCAUUAAAACAGUUGGGGGCCUGCGUGCCCGUGUUUGCCACGUGUGGCUAAGUAUCAAACAUUUUAUUAUUUUCCGCAUUUGAUUGAUUAGGAUAUUGAUGUUGAUUGUAUGUGUUUACUAAUCGGUUUGGCAAUAGAAUAAAUCGGACGCCUUGUACAACUCAAUAGGGAUGAACUGUUGUUGUUCUUAUCGGGUUGUACGGCGGUUGUCUACGUGGCUCGGAUGCGGUCUGGGGCGUGACAACAACGGCCGGUGCUAUUUGCAGAAAGAAAAUGAGAAAUAAGCUUUCACACCAAGAUUCAAAUCAGUGGCCGCCCAAAUUCAAUGAUUUUUAUCUUCAUUCGGAGAUAUAUUCUGAUCCAUACCCUUCUUGUGCUACUAUAUAAAGGAGUCAUCCAGGAGCUUAAAAAAAACCAAGUUCGGAUAGAAAUCAUUCUUCAAUUCUCUUUUCUUUAGUUUAUACGAAGUAUUAGUAGCUAUAUAAUAAAAGUGAUUCUGCCAAGAACACUUUCUAUAUAGAUUUCAGUUUAUAAUUCUCAGUUCCAGAAUUUUAGCUUGUGAUAUUUGGUAUUGAAGUUCAUUUGGGUUUAUCAAUUCGUUCAAUCAGUUCCAGCUUAAUACAAGGAUUUCAACUUUUCUAUUC